Nipponia nippon (crested ibis) is the source of this 810-nucleotide messenger RNA. The record is from RefSeq and is a predicted model, not a curated record. NCBI's taxonomy places the organism in Eukaryota, Metazoa, Chordata, Aves, Pelecaniformes, Threskiornithidae.
UCAGUGCCGCCAGUGCCAAACUACAAGCUCUCCAUGUCGAUCCCAGAAUGGCUCCAGGCAAUACAGACCUACAUGAAGAUGCUGCAAUACAAUCACACGGGAACACAGUUCUUCGAGAUCAGAAAAGCCAGACCUCUAAGUGGGUUAAUGGAGACAGCAAAAGAAAUGACUAGGGAGUCCUUACCUAUCAAAUGCCUUGAAGCAGUUAUCCUGGGGAUAUACUUAACGAACGGGCAGCCCUCUGUGGAACGAUUCCCCAUCAGCUUUAAAACCCACUUCUCAGGGAACUAUUUUCAUCAUGUGGUGCUCGGGAUUUACUGCAACGGCCGGUACGGCUCACUGGGCAUGAGCAGACGAUCAGAUCUGAUGGACAAACCUCUAACUUACCGAACUCUGAGCGACCUCAUCUUUGAAUUUGAAGACUCCUAUAAAAAGUACUUGCAUUCAGUCAAAAAAGUAAAAAUCGGAUUAUACGUCCCACAUGAGCCGCACAGCUUUCAGCCCAUCGAGUGGAAACAGCUGGUCCUCAAUGUGUCCAAAAUGAUGCGCACAGAAGUCAGGAAGGAGCUGGAGAAGUUUGCCAGGGAUAUGAGGAUGAAGAUUCUGAAACCCUCAAGUGCCCAUUCUCCGAUGAAAGAGAGAUCACGGGGUAAGUCAUUGUCCCCUCGCCGAAGGCAAGCCAGCCCUCAGAGACGCGUGUGCAGAAGAGACAAAUCGCCUGCGGUGGUGGACAAGAAAGGAGAACUGGCUACGCUCAACGAGGUAGGCUACCAGCUCCGCAUCUAACAAAGCCAUACGCCGGACAGAGGG